Molecule: messenger RNA, 2332 nt
Organism: Pezoporus occidentalis (night parrot)
Lineage: Eukaryota; Metazoa; Chordata; Aves; Psittaciformes; Psittacidae
Product: NADH-cytochrome b5 reductase 2
Exons: 9
Coding region: 71-985 (304 amino acids)
Molecular function (GO): oxidoreductase activity; FAD binding
Source: RefSeq, a predicted model, not a curated record
GUGGCUAAGCUCGGUGGGCGGGGCGGGUAGAGGACGCAGGUGGCGAGGUGCGUGCUCGCCGGGAGCUGCCAUGGAGGCGCUGGCGGGUGCCCCUGUGGCUAUCGCCGUGGCCGUGGUAGCUGCAUCCGCCCUGCUGCUGCUGCUGCUCAGAAACACGCGGCGGAGGGACGGCGGCCUCGUCACCCUGCAGGACCCGCUCGCUAAAUACCCUCUGCGGCUGGUGGAGAAGGAGGAAAUUAGUCAUGAUACUAAGAAAUUCCGAUUUGGGCUGCCUUCUCCAGAUCAUAAAUUAGGAUUACCUGUAGGCCAACAUGUUUACCUUUCUGCAAGAAUUGAUGGGAAUCUGGUGAUUCGAGCCUAUACCCCAGUUUCCAGUGAUGAGACAAAAGGUUAUGUUGAUUUAAUUAUAAAGGUCUACCACAAAAAUGUGCAUCCCAAGUUUCCAGAAGGUGGAAAGAUGUCCCAGUACCUCAAUGACAUGAAGAUUGGAGAUAUUAUUGAUUUCAGAGGGCCAAAUGGGCUCCUUGUCUAUAAGGGGGCAGGUACCUUUCUUAUCAAGCCUCAUAAGAAGUCUGAAGCAGAGAAGAAGUUCGCAAAACAUCUUGGGAUGAUAGCUGGAGGAACAGGAAUAACUCCGAUGUUGCAGCUGAUUCGUCGGAUCACAAGUGAUCCCAAGGACUCCACUAAAUGUUAUCUUCUUUUUGCUAAUCAGGCGAAGAAAGAUAUAUUACUGAGAGCUGAGCUAGAAGACAUUGCUAAGAGGCAUCCUGAUCAGUUCACUUUUUGGUAUACACUGGACAGACCUCCACAAGAUUGGAAGUACAGUUCUGGUUUCAUCACUGCAGAGAUGAUUCAAAGCCACCUCCCUCCCCCUGGCAAGGAGACACUCAUUCUCCUAUGUGGGCCACCACCCAUGAUUCAGUUUGCCUGUCAGCCCAACCUGGACAAACUUGGCUAUCCCAAGAGCAGUACAUUUUCUUAUUAACGCUGAUGUCAUCUGAUACUUUUUCCUAAGUACUGUGUGUUUUCCUACAGGCACAACUGGUAUAUAACUGCAGUGGUUUUUUUUUUGUGUGUGUUUCUUAACAACUUAAAAGAAUUCCUGUGGUUUAUAACUUCACAAUUACCUUCGCAUAUUUUAAGAAAUUGAGAGAUCAUCUUGAAUUGUGUGGAAGUAACUUAGUUUAACCUCUUAAGUUAGUAUGAAAUGUUAGUACUGAGGAACAAAACAAGAGUAAUUGGAGAGGUAGGACAGAGAUAAAACCACUUGUUUGUUGACAUGGGUAUGGAAUUUGGGAGAGGUCUGUGAAGCAGGACUGGCAUGGUUUGACUGUGCUCUGCAGGUAGUUAAUUUAGGAAAUCCUGGGGAGGACAGUACAAAGAACAGUCUGUUUUCCUCCCCUUUGUUUUUUUUUCAUGCUGCUUUAAACCCUUUCCCAGGACUAACAAACUGAAAUACCAGAGACUAUGUUAUUGAAGAAGUGAAUAGACUUUGGGCAACACGCAAAUUGCCUAUUAUUGUAACAGAAAUUCUCACUAGUGUGAAAUUUAUUUGGGAAGAUUAAAAUAACUUCAUGCUGUCUUCUAACAGCCUUAGCUAAAUCACUGUCAAAUGCAUGGAGAAGUUCUGGGCUACAUAUGCAGACAUGACUACUGUUGUGGUUCCAUUUGAAUGUCAUUGCCUACAUGCACUGCUUGCUCUUCUGGCAGCUUCAGAAAUCUCCUUUGCUUACAAGAAAACAUUGUUUCUUACUUUCUAUUGUAAGCUAUGCUGAGGUGAUCUUAUACUUAGAUAAUCAUCUUAGUGUUUUUACCACAUACACAGCGUUUAAUUCUUAGCCUUCAGCACCUGAAGUACUGUACUGCAUGUUCGUCUCCAGGAAUUAGUUUAUCCUGCAGUUGUUUCAAGGUCUGCCAGAUCUCUGAGUCAGAAGACUUGUGAUGUCAGGGGCUAAUGAAUAUGUUUACUAAAUAUUUUUACUCAUAUAAAACAAAAGGAAUCUACUAGGUAAAGGUUUUUUUGUACUUCAUCGGUUAUGUCUGUAGCAGUGAUGAAAAGACAGACACAGGGUUUCAUACUGUUGAUUCUGUCCCAGGUAAGAGAUCAACAACAUGUGUGUUUCUGUUAGAAUCAUGCCACAGUCAGAAAGAGAUGGAGGUACACUCAGCAUUUAUUCAUAACAGUCAAAAAAUAUAAGCAUUUAUGCCAGUGUUAUGCUAGUUAGGAUUUCUUGCUUAGAUACAUGUUUUAAAAAUACCAAUAACUUUAUAGAGUGACUAUUUACAGCCAAGUUAGCAGAACACCACACUGAGUUAUAAAUAUAUCAUCAAA